Benincasa hispida (wax gourd) is the source of this 1254-nucleotide messenger RNA. RefSeq names its product cyclin p1;1 (gene CYCP1;1). The record is from RefSeq and is a predicted model, not a curated record. Gene Ontology annotation, biological process: regulation of cyclin-dependent protein serine/threonine kinase activity. NCBI's taxonomy places the organism in Eukaryota, Viridiplantae, Streptophyta, Magnoliopsida, Cucurbitales, Cucurbitaceae. Gene Ontology annotation, molecular function: protein kinase binding.
GUCACCCUUCAAAAUUUUUUACAUUAUCUAUCUCUCUUCCUUCUAAUUUCUAGAGAGAAAAAAAUUCUUGUUCUUAGAAUUUCCAACUUCCCAUGUGAGGAUAUAUUAGAAAGAGAGAAGAAUCCUUGAAAACCCAAUAUCUCUUUAAAAGCAAAAGCUUGAGCAAAAAAGCAAAGUGGGGAAGGAACAUGGAAGGUAGAGCAAAAAACAAGCUUCAUUACAAUCUCCUGAUCCUUCUUCCAUCUCAUUCAGAUUCUCUUCUCCUUCCCCUUUUGCCUCUAAUGUAGCUCAAACAACUUCCCAUUUGCUCUCUGCCAUUAUUCCCUCUUCUCUUGGAAAUGGCAGCUUCAGAACUUGAAACCGAAGAUGUUUGCUCGGAUAUUUAUGUUAAUCUGGGGCUUAAGUCAUUGCGCAAAGGAAUCCGGAGAAAUCCACGGGUUCUCACACUUCUUUCUUCACUUUUGGAAAGAUCUGUCAAAAAAAAUGAAUUACUAAUGGAGGCCACACAAGUCAAAGAAGCUCGUACAAUGUUUCAUGGUCUACGAGCUCCUACCCUGAGUAUUCAAUGUUAUAUUGAUCGUAUCUUCAAGUAUUUUGGCUGCAGUCCAUCUUGCUUUGUCAUUGCAAAUAUUUACGUUGAUCGAUUCCUCAAGUGCACAGAGAUUCAGUUAACUUCCCUCAACGUUCAUCGACUGCUGAUAACGAGCAUCAUGCUGGCUGCAAAGUUCAUCGAUGACUCAUUCUUCAACAAUGCCUAUUACGCGAAAGUUGGGGGAGUUAGCACGGCGGAGUUAAACAAACUGGAGAUGAAGUUUUUGUUUAGUAUUGACUUCAGACUUCAAGUGAAUAUACAGACGUUCAGUCGAUACUGUUAUAAACUGGAAAAAGAAGGCACCGAAACACGUCAGAUCGAACGCUCAAUUCGAGCCUGUAGGAUUAAGGAGAGCUGGUCAAAUAAAGAUGAGAAAUCCUGUGCUUCCACAACAGCCAGAUGAUAUUUUCAACCACAAGCCAUUGCAUGUAAAAUUCACAACUUUUUUUUUUAUUGCUUUAUAUAUGAUUCAUUUAGAAAAUUUGCAUUGUUGAGAAAGAUGGCAAUUAUUUCCAAUGGAUUCUUUUAUUUUCUUGUGACUUUGUCUUCAUAUAGGCAUUGGUGAGAGUCCAUUGGAUAAGUAGAAAAACACUGCUUAAAAAUACAUAUAUGUAUAAAUUGAUUGGCAGUUUUGUGAGUAGUUAUGAUUUUUUAUUUCAUCA